Messenger RNA from Spirometra erinaceieuropaei, 2044 nucleotides. Lineage: Eukaryota; Metazoa; Platyhelminthes; Cestoda; Diphyllobothriidea; Diphyllobothriidae. The record is from the annotation of a GenBank genome assembly.
AUGUGUGUCUCCGGUCUUCUUGACUCUGUCUUGACACCGGGCCCAGGCGGUGGAGGAGGAGAGAGUGUAGGUAGAUGCUACGCAAGUCUACUGGCACUAUAAACCCCUGCGUAAGUCACCGUCCCUGCUCCCACGGUGCAGUCUGUGGGGCACACGGUGGACAUCGUCGAAAUCGACGGUCGAACUGUCGUCGUGGGAUGUAGGGGUGUCAGCGGUGGGUUCACGUCAUGAUCGUGGUGGUCACUCACUUGCCUGCAGGUGAGACUACGCCUAGCGUUCACUUGCUGGCACCCAACUCUCACCUGUGUGUCCACGUAGCUGGGCUCUGCUCAGCAGCCACACCCCGGGUAACCGUCUCGACCGGCGGGCUAAACCAGGUGAGGGGGCCCUGUGCGCUGUGCCGUGUGCACAGGGUUUGCGGAUUCCGCUGGAUGGAAGGUCGGAUGGAACCUUGCGUCGGCACCGUAGUGACGUGGUUCGUCUCUGCACGCCGCUGGACAGCCGGUGACGGGAUGGAUCUCCACAUCGCCUUCGCUGAGACGCGCCCACCUUCACCGAUGGAGACCGCGGCUUACGGCGAAUUCGAGUCGCUCUCCACUACAACCCGAAGUCGUGGCCCCAUAGUGGAGUUCGGUCGAGCCAGACAGGCACAUACGCAGCCCUAUUCAGGGGUGGCACUGCCUGCCCCCACAAGAUGAAGGGCCCAGAAAAGGUGGCCUAAACAUUGCUGGGCACCACGCAGUCUUCAGGCUAGCCAGGGCCGCAGAGGUCUAAACAUGGUCGAAACAAUCAAAAUCGAAACAACAACAAUACCUAUAACAACAACAACAAUACUCGCUCACCUCCUCAUCCUACCUCUUUUUACUCUCAGUCUGCCUAUUCUUCUGCCUAGUCUUCUCCUUCGUCACCUUUUUGUCCACCUCCUUCCUGUCGCCCCACUCGUUGUCACCAGACUGGCAGGGUGAGUCCGCUCACUCUGGCAGUCUGGAAUGUUCGUUCCCUUUUAGACAAUCCGAGGAGCAACCGACCGGAACGAAGGACGGCGCUAGUGGCACGAGAACUGGCGCGCUACAAGGUGGACAUCGCCGCACUAAGCGAGACCCGAUUCUCCGAACAAGGCCAACUGGAGGAGGUGGGUGCCGGCUACACCUCCUUCGGAACUGGUUGGCCCAGUGCAGAGCGACGAGACGCGUUUGUCGCCUUCGCCAUCCGGACUGACAUCGUGGGACGGCUGCCCAGUCUGCCGCAGGACAUCAACGACCACCUGAUCAGCCUCCGUAUGCCUAUUCGGGGAGGCAAAUCCGCCAACAUCAUCAGCGCCUACGCUCCGACGAUGACCAACCCCGACGUCGCCGCAAGAGAUAAAUCCUACAAGGACCUGCACGCCCUCUUGGCGACUGUGUCGAAGGCGGACAAGUUGAUUGUCCUUGGCGACUUCAACGCCCGCGUCGGCACAGACCAUGCUGCCUGGAGAGGAGUGUUGGGUUCCCAUGGUCUCCGCGGCUCAAACGACAAUGGACUGAUGCUUCUCCGCACCUGCGCAGAACACCGUCUCAUCCUGACGAACACCUUCUUCUGUCUGCCGGAGCGAGAGAAGGCCACCUGGAGGCAUCCUCGAUCGAGUCAGUGGCACCUGCUGGACUAUGUCCUCGUCCGGAGGCGAGAUCAGCGGAACGUGCUGGUGACGAAGGCGAUUGCGGGUGCUGACGGGUGGACCGACCAUCGCCUCGUCAUCUCGAAGAUGCGUAUUCGCCUACAGCCUCGCAGGAGACCGCAAGGUAAGCGACCCCCAGGUAAGCUGGAUGUUGCCUUGUUGUCUUUGCCCGCUCACCAUCUUCAUUUCAGCAGUGAGCUAGCUCAAAGGCUAGACAACCUUCCUAUCGCUGCCGACGCCGCCGCUGUCGAGAACGUCCCCGUGGAGAACCGCUGGUGUCAACUGCGAGACACGGUCCAGUCGACGGCGCUCGCCGUCCUCGGUCGCGCUCCCCGCCAACACGAGGACUGGUUCGACGACUGGACGACUUCGGUUACACGGGUGACCUGA